AUCACUGUGUUUUCUCCAUUCAGUUUUUGGUACACAAAGGGCAUCCUACUAUGGGAAAGACAGGUUUGUUGAUGAUGUAGGAGAAUAACAUGGGGCUCACACGGAGUAACAGGUGCAGGGCGUGAGUCAUUUUGGUUUCCUCACCUGCAAAGGGCGAAUCCAGCAUGUGCCAGAAAUUCCGGAUACGCCAGGGAACAUUACCAAAGUCUUUGUCCCUUUUUUUUUUUUUUCCCCAUUUAGGGCAGGAAAUGGAUGCCCCUUGUUCUACUGCUCAAGAGAACUAGCCUUCCCCAAAGUCAAAACGAUCAACCUAUGAAACCUGGAGGGUUGGACUUUUCUUUCUUUCUUUCUUUCUUUUUUUUUUAAGGUCUGAAUGAGGUGAUAUCUUCACGCUGACAGCUGAGAAGCAGGUCAGUCAGGUUCUUGGGUGCUCUAUUACACAAGCAAGAUUUGGCCAGCUCCACCUAAUUUUGUUUCUCUGACACCCUCCUGCUCAGUGGGACAUUGUCAUUCUUAACCCAUCUGCUUUCUCUAAUGCUCGGCAGACUCAUUCCAGCCAGGACAGCUGUCUGUGUAUUUCAGUUCCUGUUUGUAAAUACCUCCAAACCUAAAGGGAUCAUUGUGAGGAUCAAGUGAGAUGAUAAUGCAAACUCUCUGAGAUGUAAGGCACUUACAGGAAUAUUAUUAUAUUUUCAUAAUAAAAAAUGGAAGUUAAUGUCUACUAGCUGCUUACUUCAGGCCAGAUUCCUCUUAAUAACACCAAUACCAAAGAAGGCUACAAUGUUGACCUCAGCCAAAAUUCUAUUGAUUUCAAAUUUGUUUAGUUUACUAUUAAUUGGAAGCCAUGGGAAAGAAAGUCUAGAGAGAAACACAACACAAAGCAUUGCAGCAGGCUCAAAAACAAUGGAAAAUGAAUCUGUUCCUUUGGAAAGUGAUAGAAAUUUAAGCUCAAAUAAAGAAAAUAGAGAAACCUCCAAUCCUGAGGCAAGUAAUUCCUCUCUUUGGGACCCAUUAAAUAAACACCAUGGAACAACAGACGUCUUCAGCAAUUCAUCAACGAACAACUUUUCUAGGAAUCCAAGACCCAUGCCUACGUCUCCCACAAGCCAUCCUCUGAUCCAUAGCUCUGUUUCUAAAUUGUCUUGGAACUCAUCCAUAGCAAAUGAAAAUUCUCUUCCAGUCUCAGCACCUCCCAAAGCUACAUCUGCUAUAUCUUCAGAAAAGUUCACUUGGUCUUCAGCCAGUGAUACCAUAAAAACUCCUGACAACAGUUCCAUUUCAGUUAGCAUCCUCCCUACGGCACCAAACAUCACAUCUGUGACUCCCAUGGUAACAAAAUCAGAUGAAUGGCUCACCACAUCCAAUGACAGCUUCAUAGGGUUUACCCCCUACCGAGAAACAACAACUCUACAGCCCACCUUAAAGUUUACCAAUAAUUCAAAAAUCUUCUCCAAUACAUCAGACCCCCAAGAAGAAAAUAAAAAUACAGGAGUAGUAUUCGGGGCCAUUUUAGGUGCUAUUCUGGGUGCUUCAUUGCUUAGUCUUGUUGGCUACUUGCUGUGUGGAAAAAGGAAAACGGAUUCAUUUUCCCAUCGGCGACUUUACGAUGACAGAAACGAACCAGUUCUGCGAUUAGACAAUGCACCAGAACCUUAUGAUGCGAGUUUUGGGAAUUCUAGUUAUUACAACUCCACUGUGAAUGAUUCAUCUGUGCCAGCAGGCCAAGAAAAUGCACGGGACGGCAUCCCUAUGGAUGACAUACCUCAACUUCGUACCUCAGUAUAAAAGGCAAGGGAAGAAGGCUUCGGACGGCAGAUGAUCGCCUACACCCUAGUCUUUUCACAAGCCCAUCUUCUGAAAGCUGAAGCAAGAUCACUGUCUUGUGGCUGUGCCAAGGAGAACUAUAAAAGUAUGAGACUAGUAGCAGAAACAUAGAGGAUAAAUCAUCUAAAAGGUUUCCUUUCUUACCAUUUUUGGCUGUACAGAAUCAUCUAUUGAGUAACCUUAAUUCGUAUUUUGGUCUAUUUUACUCUUAGUGGGAAACGUUUGUGGGAAUCAGGUAAAACUAAAAGGGUUCACGAUGCUUGCCCUGCCUGAUAAUGUAACUAACCCUGCUGUCCUAAUUGCAUGCAUCAAUAUUGGCAUUUUCUUGAAGGCAAAUUAGGACACCUUCUUGAAGGAGAAUUUUUUAAAAUUUUGACUGAGAGAGUAUACGGAGUUUCUGCUCCUGGGAAAACUAAGGUAAUGGGAGUGAGAGACGUAUAUUGUAGAAUGUUUUACUUUCCUAUCUCAGCACGUACAUGGUCAUCCCCUUGAAUGGCCAAGCAGACAAUGAUUUUGCAUUCAACAGGGCAAUGGUAGGGAAGCUGACUUAACCAGGAAUGGCAUCAGUUCUCUUCAAAGGGUGAGGAAUCUUAACAUGUCUGAUUUCUUUUAGGACUCAAUUAAUUGGGUGCUUUAAAGAGUCAAUGAGAAACAUGGUGAUAAAACUCAGCCAAAGCAUAUACCUAUACAUAAUUUUUACAGUUUUAAGAUGUUAAAUAAGAACAAGAUUUAUUAUGUAUUAGAUAUUAUUGCUUAAUCAUACAUGGAAUAGAUUCUGUCUCUCUAAGUGUGUAAAGUGUAACAUUAAAAAAAUAGACACAUAGAAAUAUUAUGCAAACGAAGCAUUUUCUGAGCAUCACUUCUACACACAGAAGUAGAGGUAUUAUAAAUUUGGAUUCUAGUAUGUUCCAGUUUUUUUUUAUAAUUACCACCAGCUUUCAGCAGGAAAAACACACUCCUCAGUAUAGGAAGGUCAAGGCUUUAAGGACUAGAGGAUUAGCAGAAGAGUUAAAUUCUCAAAGAAGCCAUGAAUGUAUGAAGCGAACAA
This is a messenger RNA of Neogale vison (American mink), 2872 nucleotides long. RefSeq names its product mucin 15, cell surface associated (gene MUC15). Bases 715 to 1785 code for a protein of 356 amino acids. The record is from RefSeq and is a predicted model, not a curated record. Lineage: Eukaryota; Metazoa; Chordata; Mammalia; Carnivora; Mustelidae. The transcript has 5 exons.